Molecule: messenger RNA, 1617 nt
Organism: Colletotrichum siamense
Lineage: Eukaryota; Fungi; Ascomycota; Sordariomycetes; Glomerellales; Glomerellaceae
Gene: phacB-1
Product: 3-hydroxyphenylacetate 6-hydroxylase
Exons: 4
Coding region: 1-1617 (538 amino acids)
Molecular function (GO): monooxygenase activity; heme binding; iron ion binding
Source: RefSeq, a predicted model, not a curated record
AUGAGUACUGCAGAUGUCACCUCAAGGAUGUUCAGCUGGGCGAUUUCAACGCUGAAGAUUUCUAUCGUCGCACUUCUGUCACUUCUGAUUACAUAUCUGAUCCAAAAUGAGUUUGCACGCUUCCGAAGCCGAAUCAAAGGUCUCCCGGGACCUCCGGGCUGGCCUGUGGUCGGGAAUCUAUUUCAAAACUCCAAAGAGGCUCCUGCUGAGACAUAUCGGAAGUGGGCAGGGAUAUACGGACCCGUCUUCCAAAUCCAACUUGGCAACACCACCGGCGUGGUCGUUAACACGGCCGAGUCUGCAAAGCAACUCUUUCUAGGCCAGCGCCAUGCGAUGAACUCUAGACCAACAUUUUACAUCUUCCACAAGAAAGUCAGCAAAGCUGUGACAAGUAUCGGUACAAGCCCUUGGGACGAAUCUUGCAAGCGUCGUCGGAAGGCUGCUGCUGGUGCACUGAAUCGUCCGCGUGUAGAGAGCUAUGCGCCGAUUCUUAACCUAGAGGCAAGAGAGUUCCUCAGAGAUAUUUACUCGGAAGUUAGUGAUGGCUCAAUAGCGAUCGAUUUUCGCCCAGCUGUCCGCAGAUUCGCGCUCAACCUUAGUUUGACCCUCAACUACGGCACCCGCGUGUCCAACGUGACAUCUCUCAAAGAUGAUCCCUUGCUGGCCGAAAUCAUUUACGUAGAGUCAGAGAUAUCUAAAUUCCGAGACACCGGGAAGAACUAUGCCAACUACAUCCCUCUUCUUCGGUAUUGGGAACCAGUCGCCAACGCUUUUGGUCUCAAUUCCAGCCCUAGGGACCAUGCUACUGAUAUUGGACGUCGAAGGCUAGAGUACAAUGAUGUUCUACUGGACAAGCUGAGAGGAGAGGUUGAGCGAGGAGAGGACAAGCCUUGCAUCCAAGGGGCUGUGCUGAGAGACCCGGAGUCUGCAACACUUACUCGGCAGGAGUUGAUCAGCGUUAGUUUGAGUAUGAUGGCAGGUGCCGAUUCCAAUCAACCGACCCUGGCUUGGGCCAUUCUCCUCCUGGCUCAUCGUCCCGACAUCCAGAGCAAGGCAUACGAAGCCAUUAAAGAUUCGGGAGUCUUGCAGAAGCCGUCCAAUUCUUAUGCGUCUACCAAAGUUGAUUACAUAGAUGCUCUGACGAAAGAGAUCGGUCGCUAUUUCGUUGUCCUGAAGCUCGCCUUGCCGAAGGCAACAUACAUCGACGUCACUUGGGGCUCCGCAACAAUUCCUGCUAACACUCUCGUGUUUCUAAAUAGCUGGGCUUGCAAUAGAGAUUCGGAUUUGUUUGCCGAGCCCGAUGUCUUCGCCCCUGAGCGCUGGCUCCCCGACGCACCUGACCAGUACGCUCAUCAAUUUGCUUUCGGCAUCGGCGGGCGCAUGUGCGUUGCAUCUCAUCUAGCGCACAACGCCCUGUACACAGCGUUUCUUCAUCUGAUUGCACACUUUGAGAUCUUCCCCGCCGAUGGGAAAUCCUCCGAUGAGAUAGAUCCAAUCAAGGGCUUGAAGGGAUUGGCGUUUGUGGCGACGCCUAAGGGUUCUCGGGCCCGGUUCGUGCCAAGAAGGGACAUAGAGUUGGAAAGUCUGCUCGACAACUGCGAAGAUGGCACAGGUUAA